Messenger RNA from Marasmius oreades (fairy-ring Marasmius), 678 nucleotides. RefSeq lists its product as uncharacterized. The record is from RefSeq and is a predicted model, not a curated record. The transcript has a single exon. Bases 1 to 678 code for a protein of 225 amino acids. Lineage: Eukaryota; Fungi; Basidiomycota; Agaricomycetes; Agaricales; Marasmiaceae.
AUGCUAAAGACAGGGUUUGAUUAUGAGGGCUCGGAAAUUAUUCUCAAAGUCAUGGAUGGAGCACCGGCUAACUGGUCAACCAUGCUUACAACGCAAUCAUACGGCACUGCCGAGGAUCUUCAGACAGCAAUGCGUUACCAUGAAGAGACGUUAAUGGAUCUAGACCGAGAGAGGCCGAGGUUCUCUAAUCAACGGGAUGACAGUGAUCAUACUUUUAAACCUGCGUAUGUACCUUGGUCAUAUCUUGUGGGCACAUGUACAGAUUUACCGCCACCACAAUUCCCAAAAGAUGACUCUAACAUUUCAAAGAAGACUACUCCCAAGGCAAAAGGAGCCCGACCAUGCCAUCACUGCGGAAGUGAACUUCACUGGGACAAGGAGUGCAAGUACUCCAAGAGGACUGCUUGUGUGCGGCUCUGCGAAAUAUCAGUAGAUGACUUGGAAGCACAAGACGAGUAUGAGGAGCUCUUCGAUAAUCUUAGCGAUAACAAGACACUGCAGGAUUUUGAUUCUGCCCUCCAGUCUUCCAAAUCAUCGAACCUGGAGGGCUGCUCAACCAAUCAACCAGACUCAGAAACACAGACUUACCAUGUAACAGCCACUUCUCAUGAAGCUACCAUUUUCAAGGCAACUAUGCCUCCAUUCAAACAGCCUCUUAAUCGCCAGACACAUUGUUGA